This is a messenger RNA of Petromyzon marinus (sea lamprey), 8078 nucleotides long. Its product is annotated as sarcoplasmic/endoplasmic reticulum calcium ATPase 2. The record is from RefSeq and is a predicted model, not a curated record. NCBI's taxonomy places the organism in Eukaryota, Metazoa, Chordata, Hyperoartia, Petromyzontiformes, Petromyzontidae. Gene Ontology annotation, cellular component: membrane. Gene Ontology annotation, biological process: calcium ion transport. Gene Ontology annotation, molecular function: ATP binding; ATP hydrolysis activity; P-type calcium transporter activity.
UUCCACAUUCGGGCGGCCGCUGUGGGCGCCAGGCAUAACUAGCGGAGCUCAGCGCGGCCUCCUCCUCCUCCUCCACCCCGCCCGCCCGCCGCGUGACGCCUCGCGUCCACCACCACCACCACCACAUCCUCCUUCAUCGUCCCGCAGCAGCUGCAGCAGCAACAGCACCAGCAGCGGCUCCUUCGCUCCCCGCCCGCUCUAAGCUUGCCAAGCGCUGUCGCCGCGCUGCGGUGUCGCCGUUCCUAAGCCGAGGACGCGCACCUCGCCCUGCGCCGUCAUCGUCGUCAUCGGCGGCGUCGUCCCCUCUAGCGGCCGGCGGCAGAGAGCGAGAGACCAGCGGCUGGCGAGGUUUGGCUGGCAGUGGCGUGCGGUAAUUGAAAUCUAUCCAGUAAACCUGUCGUUUUUUUAUUGUCACGGUAAUUGUAACAACAGCAGCAGCAGAGGAGGAGGUGGGCGGCGAGGUGGGGGGUAGCUAACAGUGGUGUUCGUAAUCGUUAACCCUGAGAGAGAGAGCGAAGAGAAUCUCACACGGGGUCACGAAGAGGAGUCCACGUGUAGCCGCGUCCAGCCAGAGAGAGAGAGAAGCGGAGGCGAGACAGACGGCCACAUACAGAGAGACGAGAGAGAGACACCGAGCCAGUCGGCCAGCAGAGAGACUUGAGAUAGAAGCCGCGACCCCGGGGCCGCGCACACGGAACCCCUCACCAUGGAGAACGGGCACGGCAAGACCGUGGAGGAGGUGUUCACCUUCUUUGGCGUCAACGAAAGCACCGGCCUGAGCCCCGACCAGGUCAAGAGGGCGCGGGACAAGUACGGGCCGAACGAGCUACCAGCGGAAGAAGGCAAGUCCCUCUGGGAACUCGUGAUGGAGCAGUUUGAGGACCUCCUGGUCAGAAUCUUGCUUCUGGCGGCCUGCAUAUCCUUUGUGCUCGCGUGGUUCGAAGAAGGCGAGGAAACCAUCACGGCUUUUGUCGAGCCCUUCGUCAUCCUCCUCAUCCUCAUCGCCAACGCCGUCGUCGGAGUCUGGCAGGAGAGAAAUGCGGAAAAUGCGAUCGAAGCGCUCAAGGAGUACGAGCCGGAGAUGGGCAAGGUGUACCGGCAGGACAGGACGUCCGUGCAGAGGAUCAAGGCCCGUGAGAUCGUGCCCGGAGACAUUGUCGAGGUGGCAGUGGGAGAUAAAGUGCCAGCCGACAUCAGGCUCACGUCCAUCAAGUCCACCACCCUGAGGGUCGACCAGUCCAUCCUCACCGGCGAGUCCGUGUCGGUGAUCAAGCACACGGACCCCGUACCAGACCCCAGAGCGGUCAACCAGGACAAGAAGAACAUGCUUUUCUCUGGAACGAACAUCGCGGCAGGCAAGGCGGUGGGCGUGGUGGUGGCGACAGGCGUGAACACGGAGAUUGGCAAGAUCCGCGACGAGAUGGCCGCAACUGAGCAGGACAAGACGCCCCUCCAGCAGAAGCUUGACGAGUUUGGCGAGCAGCUAUCCAAGGUCAUCUCACUGAUCUGCAUCGCCGUGUGGAUCAUCAACAUCGGCCACUUCAACGAUCCCGUACACGGCGGCUCGUGGAUGCGCGGCGCCAUCUACUACUUCAAGAUUGCCGUGGCGCUGGCCGUGGCCGCCAUCCCCGAGGGCCUCCCGGCCGUCAUCACCACUUGCCUGGCGCUGGGCACGCGUCGCAUGGCUAAGAAGAAUGCCAUCGUGCGCAGCCUGCCCUCCGUGGAGACGCUCGGCUGCACCUCGGUCAUCUGCUCCGACAAGACGGGCACGCUCACCACCAACCAGAUGAGCGUGUGCAGGAUGUUCAUCAUCGACCGGGCAGAUGGCGAGAACUGCAGCCUCAACGAGUUCACCAUCACGGGCUCCACCUACGCACCAGAGGGAGAAGUGUAUAAGAAUGAUAAGCUCGUCCGCUGCGGAGAGUACGACGGGCUGAUAGAGCUGGCCACAAUCUGCGCGCUCUGCAACGACUCCUCGCUCGACUUCAACGAGGCUAAGGGGGUGUACGAGAAGGUGGGCGAGGCCACGGAGACUGCCCUCACCUGCCAGGUGGAGAAGAUGAACGUGUUCGACACCCACUUGGUCGGCCUGUCCAAGGUGGAGAGGGCCAACGCAUGCAACAAUGUGAUCAAGCAACUGAUGAAGAAGGAAUUCACCCUGGAGUUCUCCCGCGACCGCAAGUCCAUGUCUGUGUACUGCACGCCCGUCAAGCCCUCGCGCUCCUCCGUUGGCAACAAGAUGUUUGUGAAGGGUGCCCCCGAGGGAGUGAUCGACCGCUGCUCGCACGUGCGCGUGGGCACCACCAAGCUGCCCAUGACGGCCGGCAUGAAGGAGAAGAUCCUGGCGACGAUCCGCGAGUACGGCACGGGCCGCGACACCCUGCGCUGCCUGGCGCUGGCGACGCGCGACAUGCCGCCCCGCAGGGAGGACAUGAACCUCAUCGACUCCACCAAGUUUGCCUCCUACGAGGUCGACCUGACAUUCGUGGGCUGCGUGGGAAUGCUGGACCCUCCCCGCAAGGAGGUUUCCAGCUCCAUCAUCCUGUGCCGCGAGGCCGGAAUCCGCGUCAUCAUGAUCACCGGAGACAACAAGGGCACGGCCGUGGCGAUCUGCAGACGCAUCGGUAUCUUUGGCGAGGACGAGGACGUGAAGGACAAGGCGUACACGGGCCGUGAGUUCGAUGACCUCCCACUGGAGGAGCAGAGGUUGGCUUGUCAGCGCGCACGCUGCUUCGCCCGCGUUGAGCCCUCGCACAAGUCCAAGAUCGUGGAGUUCCUGCAGAGCUGCGACGAGAUCACCGCCAUGACUGGCGACGGCGUGAACGAUGCCCCGGCGCUCAAGAAAGCCGAGAUCGGUAUCGCCAUGGGCUCCGGCACGGCCGUGGCCAAGUCUGCGUCCGAGAUGGUGCUCGCCGACGACAACUUCUCGUCCAUCGUGGCGGCCGUGGAAGAGGGGCGCGCCAUCUACAACAACAUGAAGCAGUUCAUCCGCUACCUCAUCUCCUCCAACGUGGGCGAGGUGGUGUGCAUCUUCCUGACGGCCGCCCUGGGCUUCCCCGAGGCUCUGAUUCCCGUGCAGCUGCUGUGGGUGAACCUGGUGACGGACGGGCUCCCGGCCACCGCACUCGGAUUCAACCCCCCCGACCUGGACAUCAUGGAGAGGCCUCCCCGCAACCCCAAGGAGCCCCUCAUCAGCGGCUGGCUCUUCUUCCGUUACCUCGCCAUCGGAUGCUACGUGGGCGCUGCCACGGUCGGUGCCGCCGCCUGGUGGUUCAUGGCGGCCGAUGACGGACCUGGUGUGACGUUCUACCAGCUGAGCCACUUCAUGCAGUGCACCCCGGAACACCCCGACUUUGAGGGCCUGGACUGCCACGUGUUCGAGUCUCCGUACCCCAUGACCAUGGCCCUGUCCGUGCUCGUCACCAUCGAGAUGUGCAACGCUCUCAACAGCCUGUCGGAGAACCAGUCUCUUCUGCGCAUGCCGCCGUGGGAUAACAUCUGGCUGCUGGGCGCCAUCUGCCUCUCCAUGUCCCUGCACUUCCUCAUCCUCUACGUGGAGCCACUGCCCAUCAUCUUCCAGAUUACGCCGCUGAAUCUGGAGCAGUGGCUGGUGGUGCUGAAGAUCUCGCUGCCCGUCAUCCUGCUUGACGAGACACUCAAGUUCAUCGCCCGCAACUACCUGGAGGGUAAAGAGCUCGAGUCUCCGCACUUCCCUGGCAAGGCGGGCGGGCCCGUCUACCUGGGCUCACACGCGCACGGCAUCUCCUGGCCGUUCCUGCUCAUAUUUACACCACUCAUUGUCUGGCUGUACAGCGUCGACACUAACAUCAACCGCAUGUUCUGGGCGUGAUUUACCGUCGUUUUUGUCCCCCCCCCCCCCCCCACCUAAAACCACCACCACCACCCCCACGCCGCCGCACACUUCCUGUAUUUCCAGACCACCCACCCUCCCACGCCAAACCCUUCCUUGUUUAUCGUUUUGAUUUGGAAGAAAUAAUUGUUUAUUCUUAUGUUUUGCCAACUCCAAGCAGACAAACAAGGUUGCGUCGUUGAUUUGUACCGUCUCCCCAAGCCCGUGCGAGUACGUAGAGAGGAAUCUGCACCGAUGGCGGUUGUGUUGAGACGAUGCAAAUACGUCUUUAUUGGUUCUAAUUUGUCACGCGAGAGUUUGCGCGCUGGAGGGAGAAGGUAUCCUUCCAUUGCAGCGUUCCGUAGCCGCCGUCCUUGGAGCGUCCCCCCCCCCCCCCCCCCCAUGCGCCGCGGGCACCUCUUCGCCUGCCUUCGAGAAACUCUCGAAGCUCUGUUGACUCGUGGUCUAUAUUUUUUUUCAUUUUAAGAAAUUCCAACCAAUGCCACUCGAACCACCCACGAGCGCCUGCGAGCACAACCGCGGGACGUCCUGUUUAUUGAUUGCAUUAUUCUUGAUGAUUUGUUUUUUGCAGCGGCAGUCCUUUUGGCCCGGCACACGUUUGUGUAAUUAUCAUUGGAAGGGGUUUUUUUGCGUAACUGCCCCUAGUUGUUUUUACCUUUUUUUGAAAAUUUCAUAGUUAGGUUAUUAGAAUUCUAAGUGAAUUUUAAAUCUUAAACAAAAAAACUAAAUUAGUGGAAAGACGGUUAGAAUACAUGUUGGCAUUGCCUCAAAGUGGCAACGCUUGUACGUUUUUUGUGAUGCCAUAAACUAUAAAAGACAUUGAGGUAACGAACCAAUCUUGCAUGGUGUGAAGGUGCUUGAUCAAUUAACUGCUCGUGUUGUUCACUGUUUGACUUGACGUGCUAAAAGUGUAGUCUUGAAACCAAGCAUCAGUUGUGUUUGCGUGUUUGUGCGUGUGUGCGACGCACGUGUGCGUACAUACGUUCCAGCACACGCGCGCGUGGACACACGCACGCAUAUAUUAAUACAAGGGGGCGGAGGGGGGUUUUCUCCUGCACAUGCUAAGAGUGGUGUCCUGGCUGUCUCGUAAUCCCCUCUCGCUUGAAUUCAUUCCCUCGUGUUCGUUUACAAAGCUGAGGAUGAAGAGCAGACUCCUCCGACCGCCCAAACUCAAAAUCUACCUUCGUGUGCAGAAAAAGGCCCCCCACCUCCACAGAGUUCGUGUUUUGUUCUCGUCUCGUGCUGCUGUCCCCCCCCUCUCCUUUACCCCCUUGCCUCUCUAACCACACUUCUUCCACGGAUUUUUAAAACGAAGGUAUUUAUUUGAAAAACAAAAACACGGAUGUAUUUUUUAUUGUCUGAGCAGACAACUUAGAAUUGGUCCGUAAAAAAGUUUAUAACGCAAAUGCUGUUGCAGGAUUAACGAUCCAGAUAUUGUUUAAUGAAUAAAUAAAACUUGUAAAUGUACAGUCACACCUACAAACCAGUGCUUGUUCAAGUUUACUCUCCUUGUUUUGCGGUCUGCAUUCCCGUUGUAGGUAACACCACCACUACCACCCACCGCCACUAACGCGUUAGGACCAAGUGCUCUCAGUGGGCAUGCAACGCAGUUCCCCUUUUAUUUAAACUCCAUUGUGUAUUUGUUGCUUUUAAGGUGGGAUUCUUUUUCUUUUUAAACCUUUUUGACGGUUACCUGCCGCUGCGAGAGGCGCCUUGCCACGUGUCACGAUGUAGUCAUUCCAGUUGGUGAACGACGACCUGUUUUGCUUGCCACGUGUGUGUGUGCGGUGAUCCGAGGCAGUCUUAUUCCACGGGCCCCUGCCGCUACCACCACAUCCCUGGGGGAAGGGGGAUGGGCUAUGGUAGUCGUGGGCUCGCUCUUAAUUCUGUGUAAAACUUGUGUCACUUUGACAGCGUUAACAGUGUAAAAGUGAUGCGUCGGUGGGCAGAGUAAGUAGCGGACAUGUACGGGUCGUGCAUGCCACUAUGCCCGACCGCGCACGCGUUGUGCGUGUGUGUGUGCGUGUGUUUCCCCGUUUGCCGUGUCUUUUUAUUAAUCACCUGCGGUGUGUCCUCAUGUUGCCUGUUAAUGUUUUCACGCCUGCCCUCUCCGGGGUUUUACGAGAAUGAACACGAACGUUUAGGCCUCUCUCCUGUCCGCCCUUCAGUCUCUUGAACAGUAGUACGUAAAACAAAGCGGGGGAGAGGCGCGUCACGAGCGUCUUGCAUGUUCUAGAAGAACAAACACAAAACCAAAGCGGCGGAACCUCGCAACAAGAUAUCAGCCGCGCGUGUCCCGUGUCCGUGUGCGUCUCGGGAGAGUGGGUAGACCAAUGUAGGACGGUGUGCCGAGUCCACGUGUUUGUGGCGUAGAGGUGAGUGUCCCGUGACAGGCGGGGGUGUGUAGGUUGGUGUGAGACUCCUGUCUGGGGCGGAGUACGUGACCCCCCCCCCCUCGACUGUGCACGGACCUUACCGUAGCGUUGCCCCCCCCCCCCACGGCCUCUCCCCGUUCGUGCCGCCGCCAAUGCCCCAAAUUCCCCGUGGGGUCGCGUGAAUUUUAUUUUAUUAAAGAAGCGAAUACCCCGAGGUUAGGUGGGGGGGGUUGAGCGGAUGGCCUCGUCAACCCCAAGCUGCAUGCGAUCUGUGCGUCACCUGCACGCAUCCCCUUACUACCCCAUCGCCUUCCCGGGCCCCGUAAAACCCGAGUUUAACCGCCGUGGCCACGUUGGGUGUGUGAUCAGUCGAACUCCACCAUCAUCAUCACCACCACCGACGACGCCGCCGCUCGUCACCGCUUGUUCCUCUCCGUCCAGACCAGGAGGAGCCCAUUCAACGUGGCGGUGGUCGCGCUGGUGCUGGUGCUGGCGGCUCUAAUCGAGUCCGACGAACGCGCUGCAGUCCCGUGCGGUGCCGUAAUUGUAUCGUCAUGACUUUCAUUUUUAAGAACAAAAGCACCCCUAAAAGUGAUUUGCUGUAACGGUGAUAAACAAUUGGCUUCUAGGACCAUUCGGCGCGCUAAUUUUUCGCCCCCCACCCCCACCUCGAUCCUGCGUCGAGGCUGAAACUCGACAACGGUGAACGACGCCGAGGGACAUGGGAGGGGAGAGACAACCCGGGGACCCCCCGGGGCUUCGGGUUUAAGUUUAAUCGUGUUGUGGUUUAAUUUGUAGUUUCUCUCCCUCCGGCGAGAACGCGGUUCUGCGUGGGUUGAGACGUCUGGCUGUUGAUUUGGAAUCCAUCGACCGCACCAGCCCCACACCAACGCGCCCCCCCUCUACCAAACACAGUCGCAUUUGUAACCCCCCCCCGUGUACAAACGAACGAGUUUGUGGCGUCUAACGUUGAUGAUCAGCGUUCGCAAUCGGCGUCCCAUAACGCCGCCCUAUAUAUACUGUAUGUUCACCCAUAGCCCCAUUUCGCGAUGGAUAUUGAGAGCGGUACUACUGCAACAUUGGGGGGGGAUAUCCUGGGGGGCAGAGCCAACCAGGGGUGGGGGUCCUUUUCGGAUGGAGCCCCCCCUCCCCCCUCGGGUUUUCAGCAGCAGCGCCCCCCCCAACCUCCUCCCCCCCCCGCCUCCACGUGUACAGGCCCACCAACCUUGGUUACAAAGACGUCGAGACAUUGCGUGUAUACAGUACUUUAAUGGAAUUUCCAUCUUUGUUUAAAAUAACAUUAAUAAUAUAAAAUAAUAUUGUAAUAUUACAGCAUGCCUUAUGUGACUGGUACUCCUUCUGGUGAGAAAAAUGCAAGCGCCAGAUAAGAAGAUUAACUUAUAACCCCGUGACCCAGGAGAUGUUGGCGUUGACGAUGAGCAGUGGUGGAGGGGGAAGCGAUGGACGGAUUAAAGGUUGUUGUCUGGAUGAAUGCACGGACGACGGGGGAGGUGUAACAGGUUCUCCCGCAGUCGCAGGGAUCGCAGAGAGCAGAUCUCGUAAGAGGCGUCUGAACGCGGCACGCGUGUCGUCGUCGUCGCGAGCGGAUUUAAAAGUCGUGCGCGUCCACGUGUGCGCGUCCGGGCACUGUAUCGUACAGUAGCGAGCACGUGUUUCCUCCUUGUGCGAGGUGGGAGGGAAGGAGAGACGCGUGUCUCUUCCUGCGAGCCGCCUCCUCUUCCUGCUGCUUGCUGCUGCUCAUGAUGAUGCUGGGUUUUGUAACUCGCACAACCAUUAAUAAAAGCGCCAGUCCUCUGACUGUUAAAACAAGA